AUGCUUUACUCCCUCCAUCCUGGUAUUUGACUUGACACGAAAUUUAAAAAAUAAAGUACUCUCUCCGUUUCAAUUUAUGUAAAUCCAUUUAACUGGACACGAAAUUUAAGAAAGUGUUAAAUGAGUCACAUAUAUUUUGUGUGACUAUAAAUCAUUACAUAGAGGUAAAUUAUUUCCUGCAAGAGGUCAUUUUUUUUUAUACGGACUAAUAAGGAAAUAGGUUCAUAUAAAUUGAAACAGAGAGAGUAUGACUUUUGAAACUUGUGGUCUAAAAUAAAUCAUAGGAAAUUUGUGUGGCUGGAGGGUAAAAAGGUAGAUAUAAAGUUGAAUUGUUACUAAAUAUAGAAAGGUGUCAUUUUUUUUUUGGGACUGAUUAAAAAGGAAAGAGUGCCAUAUAAAUUGGAACGGAACGGAGGGAGUAUAGAUUUUGAUGAGUUGAGAACGAGGCUCUGUAAUUUUGGGAAGAGAGAAAAGCAUAAGAUGAUUCGGAGGAUGGGUUGAUCUUGGUGCAUGAUCUAGCACUAGUUCAAGGAUUGAUAUGGAAGGUGUGAACGUUAAACAAGUGGGCCGUCUAUUUGAAAAUAUUAGCAGCUUUCUUCGCCAAUGUAUAUUUUCUGUGCUUUCUGUGGGUCCUGUUCCUAGUCAUAUUGCUUUCAUCAUGGAUGGAAACCGUAGAUAUUCUAAGAAAGAGAACUUGCCAGAUGGUGAUGGACAUAGAGCUGGAUUUUCCGCUCUUCUGAACAUGCUAAAAUAUUCUUACGAGCUUGGUGUAAAAUACAUAACUGUUUAUGCCUUCAGCAUUGAUAACUUCAAACGAAGGCCUGAAGAAGUUGAAUUCCUAAUGAAACUGAUGCAGGAAAAGAUUGAUGAAUUAAUUAAAGAUGAAAGCAUCGUAAACCGCCUCGGGAUUAGGAUAUACUUUCAAGGAAACCUAAAACUUCUGAGUGACCCUGUCAGAUCAGCAGCUGAGAGGGCUAUGGUAAAAACAGCUGGUAAUUCAAAAGCUGUAUUAUCUGUUUGUGUUGCCUACACUUCAACAGACGAGAUUGUGCAUGCUGUUCAAGAAUCUUGUGAAGAAAAAUGGGAUGAAAUUAGAAAACCAGAUGCAGAUAAUGCUGUAGGCAAUUUAAUCACAGUCGAAGAAAAUGGGAAGUACAAAAAUGAGCAUCGUAUUGGUGUGACAGAUAUUGACAGACAUAUGUACAUGGCAGUUGUUCCUGAUCCAGACAUUAUUAUACGGACUUCUGGAGAAAAUCGGUUAAGCAACUUUCUUUUGUGGCAGAGUGCACAUUGUCUUAUUUAUUCUCCGACUGCACUAUGGCCUGAGAUAGGUUUGAGGCAUUUAAUUUGGGUAGUUUUAGACUUCCAGAGAAACUACUUGUAUUUGAAGGAGAAGAAGAAGCAGGCAUGAAUUAAAAGUAAAAGCUCUUUAGCAACUUUUAAUCAUACUGUGGUUUUGUGUUGCAGCUCCAUUUGUUUAAUGCAGUUUUCCUCUAGCAAAUAUUUAAGCCUGGGUUACGACUGCUCAUUAGUGUUCUUUCCCUUUAGAUAUCUAGUAAGUUGUCAGUUGGUGGUAGAAAAAUCAAACAUGUGGUGAAAGGCUGAUAGCUAUAUGGGAUACACCUUGAUAGCAAUCAGUGGAUGCAGUUUGAGCAGUGAGGUCUGGGCUUGCAAAUUGUUGUAUCAAUGAGUAGUUUAUUAUCAUGAAUCAAUUGUUUUACCCACUUUUUGGUUUGGAUUCUUAUGGAGCAUUUGUAAUUUUGAAAUAACCUGAUAACAAUAUCCAAACCUUUAGUCCAACAAAUCUCUUUUGAGUUCUUAA
This is a messenger RNA of Lycium barbarum (goji berry), 1822 nucleotides long. Its product is annotated as dehydrodolichyl diphosphate synthase CPT3. Gene Ontology annotation, biological process: polyprenol biosynthetic process. The transcript has 2 exons. The coding region runs from base 539 to 1411 and encodes 290 amino acids. The record is from RefSeq and is a predicted model, not a curated record. Gene Ontology annotation, cellular component: endoplasmic reticulum. Lineage: Eukaryota; Viridiplantae; Streptophyta; Magnoliopsida; Solanales; Solanaceae.